Spodoptera frugiperda (fall armyworm) is the source of this 2397-nucleotide messenger RNA. It is a transcript of the gene CkIIalpha, whose product is annotated as casein kinase II subunit alpha-like. The record is from RefSeq and is a predicted model, not a curated record. Gene Ontology annotation, cellular component: nucleus; protein kinase CK2 complex; cytosol. Gene Ontology annotation, molecular function: protein serine/threonine kinase activity; ATP binding. The coding region runs from base 427 to 1488 and encodes 353 amino acids. NCBI's taxonomy places the organism in Eukaryota, Metazoa, Arthropoda, Insecta, Lepidoptera, Noctuidae. The transcript has 7 exons. Gene Ontology annotation, biological process: protein phosphorylation.
AGGGUAGGUAGUAAUUUUGUAAAGUAGUGGAUAGGUGGGCGUCCAUCUUGAAAUUUUACUGGGUUUGAGCCGGUUUAGUUCUAAUAAAAGUGUAUUUUGUAGCUUGGAGUUCAUAUUAAUCGUUAGUUUUCAAGAAGUUUUAUGUAUGCCGAAACUAUUUAUUGUUUAAAAUAGGAUUAACUGCAGUUAUGUUUUAGGUUAUACAUCACAAUACUUUAAUUGAAUAGUGACUUGUAAUCAUAACCGCCUAUGAUUCGAUUCGUCUGGUCGAAUCAUUAUGCAUGAACACAUUGCAAUUAACUGGAGUUCUUCACCGACAUGAAUGUUUGAAAGUGACGUAGAAAAUAUUUAUUCGCAGUAUCAUUAUUCAAGACAUACGCGAUUUCCGGAAAGACUAUCGCAGAUAAAAGCAAUUGGCGAAGGCAUAUGACGAUGGCAGUACCAAGUAGAGCGAGGGUAUAUGCUGAUGUCAACUCACAACGUCCAAGAGAAUACUGGGACUAUGAAAGCUAUGUGGUUGACUGGGGCAACCAGGAAGACUACCAGUUGGUGCGUAAGCUUGGGCGUGGAAAAUACAGUGAAGUGUUCGAGGCAAUAAAUAUUACAAAUAACGAGAAGUGUGUAGUUAAAAUAUUGAAGCCUGUUAAAAAGAAGAAGAUAAAAAGAGAAAUAAAAAUAUUAGAAAACUUAAGAGGAGGCACAAAUAUAAUUACUUUACAAGCUGUAGUCAAAGAUCCUGUUUCUCGUACUCCAGCACUCAUUUUUGAACAUGUCAACAACACUGAUUUUAAACAGCUGUAUCAAACACUGUCAGAUUAUGAUAUAAGAUAUUAUUUGUAUGAACUGCUGAAGGCAUUAGAUUAUUGCCACAGUAUGGGCAUCAUGCAUAGAGAUGUGAAGCCACACAAUGUGAUGAUCGACCAUGAUCACAGAAAGUUGCGUCUUAUUGACUGGGGACUAGCUGAGUUCUACCACCCUGGUCAAGACUAUAAUGUUCGAGUGGCUUCUAGAUAUUUUAAGGGUCCAGAGCUCUUGGUGGAUUAUCAAAUGUAUGAUUAUUCUUUGGACAUGUGGUCACUAGGAUGCAUGUUAGCAUCAAUGAUUUUCCGCAAAGAGCCAUUUUUCCAUGGCCAUGACAAUUAUGAUCAGCUUGUGCGUAUUGCUAAAGUGCUGGGCACUGAAGAGCUAUUUGAAUAUUUGGAUAAAUAUCAUAUAGAAUUGGAUCCACGGUUUAAUGAUAUACUUGGCAGGCAUUCUCGUAAACGAUGGGAGCGUUUUGUCCACUCUGAAAAUCAACACUUGGUAUCUCCUGAAGCAUUAGAUUUUCUAGAUCGCCUUCUACGCUAUGAUCAUUAUGAGAGAUAUACUGCUCGUGAGGCAAUGGAUCAUCCUUACUUCUAUCCUAUUGUGAAGGAGCAAGGACGAAUGGUUUCUUCCAAUUCUCCAACUCCUAAUGCAUUGCAAGGACCAAUAAGUACUACAGAAUAAUUGUUAAAAAGAGAUGAUAAAUUCUCUUUAUAAUGUAUUGAUAUGAUAUACUUGUACAAGAUUCCGGAAGAAAACACUGUAAAAAUAACACCAACAAGAGGCCACUGAUGGUGUAAAUACAUACACAGGGACAGUGAAGGACACUAAUUCUGUUUAACAAACACUGAUGUAAUUCCAAUGCUUGAUAAAUGGAAUAAUUUGGAAAGACAAUAUAAUUUAGUGUUUAAUAUUAGUAAAUCUGGUUUAUUCAUUGUUUUAAAGUGUUUUUAUCUCGGUAUAAACUGCUGACAUACAUUUGUGAAAGUGCUCGUGUACUCAAGCUGAGUAGGUAUUUUGUGGUGGGAGGGGUUCAAAUUGUCAAAGUAAAUUCUGAAACAUCCAUUUUUAUAUGAAAUUCGAUAAUAAUUAAUUAUUGAAAAUGAGAAAAAUGCAUCGAGUUUCAUUGCACUUGAUCUUUUGCAUUUAUUAACCUAUGGUAUUGAUAUUGUAAUUACUUGUAUAAUAUAUUGGUAACACCUGCAUACCAUUUGCAAAUACUGGUUAGCAGCUUUUCGUUGGUACUCUUACUUAUUAAAAUUUUGUAUUUAUGUAAUAGAAGUAAAAUGUAGAUAUGUGUGAUAUAAAUACAAAAUUUUAAGAUGAUUAAUUAAUCGUUUUCUUUUAUUAUGUAUUUUAUAAAAGAAACCAGCUAAUUCUAACAUUAGAUAUUGUCGGAUUUAAACAUUGUUUUCUAUUAGUAUAUUUUUAAUAAGUUAUGUUAGCUGUCCUCAUAAAUAUUAUAAAUAGAAAAUCAAAUCGUAUCUUCAAUUGGAAGGUGAGCCUCAUUGAGUAUAAUUUAUUUUAUAGUGUGAUAACUCCAAGUUGUUGCAUAAAAUUUUCUGAAUAAACAAUACUAACUUUGCCUGGAAA